Molecule: messenger RNA, 1719 nt
Organism: Penicillium argentinense
Lineage: Eukaryota; Fungi; Ascomycota; Eurotiomycetes; Eurotiales; Aspergillaceae
Product: putative ribosomal assembly complex component Ipi3
Exons: 2
Coding region: 1-1719 (572 amino acids)
Biological process (GO): rRNA processing; DNA-templated DNA replication
Cellular component (GO): nuclear pre-replicative complex
Molecular function (GO): protein binding
Source: RefSeq, a predicted model, not a curated record
AUGCUUUCCGAAUCCUUCGUUGCGUCGACGCUGCUAUCCGCUAAAUCUCCGGCCGCCACGCUGAGGGAUGUCGGGAUUUGCGUGCAGGAAUUUCAGCCUUCGCCCCAGCUGCGGUCCACCUUCAAGAAGAGCUCGACCACGGCUAAUUGCCUGGCUGUGAGCCCGUCGCAUAUAUUUUCCGCCCAGGCCGAGAAGGCCGUCGUCCAUGUCUACAGCCGGGAGAAGGGAAAUCAGGAAGCUCUCGUGCCCUUUCCGGAGCGCAUUCGCAGCAUUGCGGUGGCCGGUGCCAAGUAUGGCGACGUGUUAGUCCUCGGCACGGAAGGUGGGCGGCUGAUCCUCUGGGAGACCUGCACCGGACGCCAAGUGGCUACCACAGCCUCCCAUCUUCAACCCGUUACCUCCCUCGUCGUUGACCCCACAUCCAACUUCAUCCUGUCUGGCUCCUCAGACGCAGCCAUACAUGUCUGGUCGCUGUCUGGAAUUCUGUCAUUCUCAAAGCCGGCGCUCAGCCACAACCGCCAACCACCCAAUGCGCCCAUUCGCACCUUUUCCAACCAUCGAGCGGCGAUCACCGCUCUCGCAGUCGGACACAGCAAUGGCCGACAUAACAUAGCUGUGUCAACAGCCAAGGACAAUACAGCAAUCAUAUGGGACUAUAAUACGGGGCGUGUGCUACGGACAUUCCUCCUUCCUGCUUCCGCGACAUGCGUGGCGCUGGAUCCCGUUGACAGGGCUGGCUACGUCGGCUAUGAAAACGGAAGUGUGCAGUUAAUAGAUUUCUAUCGCGGUACCACUGUGCAGCACCCGCUUCACGACGCCUCGCUCCAAUCAAUCCCGGCACAGGUAUCGGGCGAAGACAGAUGGUUGCCCCCCGCUGCCGACUCGGGUACGACCCGGGCCCUGUCCCUGUCCUACGACGGUACCACACUCCUCUCGGCACACGAUGGCGGCAAAGUUUUGUCCUGGAAUAUUGCUCGCCGGAAAUUUGCGACCACAGUUGCCGAUUACACACACCCCGUCACCAAUUUGGUCGUGUUGCCGCCGAGUGGCCUGCAGCAAGCCUCCAAGGAGUUGAAGAGGACGAUUCACACGGUUGUCAAACCCCGUCAUGAUAAUGCCUUCGCCGAUCCUUCUCAUGCCCCCGGUGCUGUACCAGUCGACUACGCAUUCAACACUCACCUCCUCGCACCAUUACAAUCCCGAUCUGGCAAACCCUCACUUUUUGCUCAGGCCCUCACACACACAUGUUUCCCCGACUCCAUGAUCGACGACGGCCUCGCUGAGCUAGCUGCACUCCGCACAUCUGGUGGAUCUGACGUCGCUCGUACUGUCCCUGGCGUUUCUACCCCCUCGAACAGUGCAGAGGACGUGGCCGCCCGAGAGGGCCACGUCACUGAGCUCGAAGCCGAAAUAGCCAUGCUCAAGAAGAAGGCAGCGGUGAAUGAUACAGCUCGACACGCAACUGCCGAUGAGGUUGUGCAAUUGCGCUCGGACCUCGCCAACUUGCAGGAUUACAUCAAUGAACUGCAUGAGAAGCAGGAGGCUGCUCAACGUGACAAGGCCCUGCGGCAAGCAAGGAGGGAGGAACGUGAGACCAAGAGAAGGGAAGCUUGGUUAGCUGCUGAGAAGAAAGGGCGCAACGGGGAUGCAGUUAUGAAGAAGAUGGAGAUUGAUGAUGGGGAUGUGACUAGCGACUUAGAUGAUCUGGGCGAUGAGUAA